GUGUGUGUGUGUGUUUAUAUCACGAUCAUCUUGCACGUUAUAAUGUCUAGCUACAUACCAAGAAGAGUGUGCCCAAGGUACGGUGUUAAGUACGUGCCACAAAUCGUGGUUUUGCUGGAGUGCAGCUGAUUCUGAAUAUGCGCUUUUGUAUUAUUUCGUUAGCGGGUCAGAAAUGUCACUCGACAACAGUAGAAACUGGCAUUUUAAUUUGAUAUAUUUGCAGUCAUUAUGCGGUGUAAUGUACCAAACCGAAUAAAAACGACUCGCCGUACUGGUGGAGAACACGUUGUGCUGCAGACGUGCCCAUUCAUCUAAACAACACAAAAACAAACCGUCAUAUUUUGGAGUGUCAGAAAUUUAUUUAUUUUUUGGCAUCAAUACCACAUGAAAUCACAUUUAAUUAGAUUUUUGCAACAGGCGGUGAGGAGGGACAAGAAGAUACACGACAAACUGAAAAAAAAAACAAAGAAAGCAAAUUGAUCGUUCUGAUUUAUUACUCUGAAUAAUCCGAUAAACUCCGGUGGAAGUGUUGCUGCUGCUGUUUUUAUUUUUGUAUUUUUUUUCAUUAAAAAUGGAAGGUGUCGGAGAUUUUGAAUACAGCAGAAAGGAUUUAGUCGGUCACGGAGCCUUUGCGGUGGUUUUCAAAGGUCGACAUAAAAAGAAGACAGACUGGGAGGUGGCUGUCAAGUGCAUCAAGAAGAACCUGUCGAAAUCCCAGAUCCUGCUGGGCAAGGAGAUCAAAAUAUUAAAGGAACUGCAGCAUGAAAAUAUUGUGGCACUCUACGAUGUACAGGAAACUCCAAACUCUGUCUUUCUGGUGAUGGAGUACUGCAAUGGAGGGGAUCUAGCGGACUAUUUGCAAGCGAAGGGCACUCUCCGGGAGGACACGCUCCGGGUGUUCCUACAGCACAUCGCCGCCGCCAUGCGCGUCCUCAACAGCAAGGGCAUCAUCCACCGGGACCUCAAGCCGCAGAACAUCCUGCUGUCCUACGUGGGGCGCAAGAAGGCCGGCCUGAACGGCAUCCGCAUCAAAAUAGCUGAUUUUGGGUUUGCUCGAUACCUGCAGAAUAACAUGAUGGCUGCCACCCUGUGUGGGUCCCCUAUGUAUAUGGCUCCGGAAGUGAUCAUGUCCCAGAACUAUGAUGCCAGGGCAGACUUGUGGAGUAUUGGCACGGUGAUAUACCAGUGUCUGGUGGGGAAACCACCCUUUCAGGCAAAUAGUCCACAAGACUUGAGGCUUUUCUAUGAAAAGAACAAAGCGCUGUUGCCUAACAUCCCGAGAGAGACUUCCCCUCACUUGGGGGACUUGCUGCUGGGUCUGCUGCAGAGGAAUCAGAAGGACCGCAUGGAUUUCAACACGUUUUUCAGUCAUCCUUUCUUGGAGCCGUCCUCAGCCAUUAAGAAAUCCUGCCCAAUGCCCGUGCCUGUACCCAGCUACCCCAGCUCCGUGUCCGACAGCUCCAGCGGCAGCUCGCCUUCCUGCCGCUUCGCCUCCCCGCCUUCUCUCCCGGACUUGCAGACGCUCCCCGAGGACACGCUCUCCUCCCCCCCCCUCGGCCCCCCCAACUACCUGCAGCUGUCCAAGGAUUCGGGGGGCAGCACCAGCAGCAAGAACUCCUCGUGCGACACGGACGACUUCGUCCUGGUGCCUCACCUCUCCGCAGACCAGUCCUAUGAUUUGCAAAUGGGGGCAGGUAGACGUGUUUCCAGCGAGUUUCUGAUUUGUGGAGGGCAGUCCCUUCUGAUCUCCUCUGGGGGGUCAGGACCCUCACAGCAGCCGGCAGAGACCCCCACGUGCAGCUGCAGCCCCCCUGCCCUCUCCCUCAGGCAGCAGCAGCAGGGGCACCCCCCCGCGGCGCCCCCCCGCAGUGAGACCACCCCCAUCCCGGUGCCCACCCAGAUCCGCAACUACCAGCGCAUCGAGCAGAACCUCUCCUCCAGCCCCACCGCCACCAACCUCUGUGGCUCCCCCAGGUCCGGGAUGGUUCGCCGGUCCAACACCAGCCCCAUGGGGUUCAUGAAGGGGGGCUCGGGCUCCCCCUCCCCUGCGGACGUGGCCCAGGCCGUGGGCAGGCGGAUCUCCAUGGGCUCGUCCCGACCCUACUCCCCCUCCCCCCUGGUCGGCACCAUCCCUGAGCAGCUCGGGCAGUGCUGCUGCGGGACCCCCCAGGUGCACGAGUCUCGAAGCAGGAGCUCCUCGGGGGGCUCUCCUGUGCCCCCCUCCCAGCUGCUCGGUGCCCGCCUCCCGAGCGCCCCCACCCUGACAGACGCCUACCAGAACAAGCAGAAGCUCCGCAAGCAGCACUCUGACCCUGUGCACCCCACCUCAGGGGCGUACCCCACUAGCCACUCCCCCCAGAUGGGCAGGCCAGUCAGCCUGGGAACCUCCCCCACCAAGAACCUCGGCUCCUCCCCCCGCUCCUCCGACUGGCUGCAGAAGACCCCUCUGCCCACCAUCAUUGGCUCGCCCACUAAGACAACGGCACCUUUCAAGAUCCCUAAAACUCAAGCCUCUUGCAAUCUGCUUGCCCUGGUUGCUCAGCAGGGAUUGACAGACAGCCCAAGUAAAGCUCUGACGGACCCCCGGGAGCUGUGCACCUAUCAGUGCCCCCCCCACCCCGGAGCCCGACAGCCUCCCCCCGAGCACAGCAAGACCACCUUCGGCAGGUCUGUCAGUGCAGGGAGGCUCUCCGAGCAGCCGGUCAGAAUCACGCUUGGCGGACAGCCCUACCAGGGGAGCACAGACAGCCUGAACACCGAGAGACCCAUGGACACCGCCCCGGCCGGGGCCUAUGGCAUGCCCACCCUGCAGGGCGCCAGCCCCCGGACUGUGAUGUUCACUGUGGGGUCACCUCCCAACAGCACCACCCCUCCCACCUGCAGCCACAUGGGGAUCAGGCCCCGCACCACCUCUGUGGGCUCUAACAGUUCCGCAGGCUCGCUGUGCUCCACGAGUGGGCGUGUCUACAUGGGCUCCCCCCCCGGCGUGGUCAUGGGCACCUCCCCCCCCGGCGCCGAGGCUGCGCCCAGCAGCCUGAGGUACAUCCCCUAUGGAACAUCGCCCCCUAGCUUGGAGGGAUUCAUCACCUUCGAGGCUCCGGAGCUGCCAGAGGAGACGCUGAUGGAGAGGGAGCACACUGACACUCUGCUGCACCUCCGCAUGAUGCUGUCCUUCACAGACUGCGUCCUGGAGAUCGCGACGGCGCGGGGGGGCGGCUCGGAGCUGGGCGUGUCCACAGCCUCGCUCUACCCACCCCAGGACAGCGUGGUGGUCGAUCAGAUCAGCCAGCUCAGCAAGGAGUGGGGGCAGGUGGAGCAGCUGGUCCUCUACAUGAAAGCAGCACAGCUCCUCGCCUCCUCUCUGCACCUGGCCAAGGCUGAGAUCAAAUCGGGCAAGCUUAACCCCUCCUCUGCUGUCAAACAGGUGGUGAAGAGCCUGAACGAGCGCUACAAGAGCUGCAUCUCCCUGUGCCGGCGGCUCACCGAGAGGCUGAACCGCUUCUUCUCAGACAAGCAGCGCUUCAUGGACGAGAUCAACAGUGUGACGGCAGAGAAGCUCAUCUACAAUCACGCUGUGGAGAUGGUGCAGUCUGCCGCUCUGGACGAGAUGUUUCAGCAGACGGAGGACAUCGCCUUCAGAUACAGCAAGGCAGCCAUGCUGCUGGAGGGACUGGGCAAAGUGCUGCAGGACCCAGCCGACAUCGACAGCGUCAGCAAGUACAAGGCCAGCGUGGAUCGCAGACUCUCAGCACUUUGCAACUGUACAGUGGCUCUGUAUGAGUAGAUCUACCCAAGAGAGGACCAGCAGCCUUGCACACCCCGGGACCACUUCAACUGCAUUAAAAAAACCUGUCAAGAAUCCAGACGCUUUCCCUUUCAGGAAGUUUCAGAAAACAAUUAAAAAAAAAAGCAGGAAAUGGAAUAACUGCCACCCAGAGCAAGGGGGUCAGAGACAGAAACGAGUUACCAAAGAAAUCUCUCCUGCCUGCAGAGUGAAUCAGACCCCCGCUCAGAGACUCUGCCAACAAAAGAGGACAAGAUGCAUUUUUAAAUAAAACAAGAGGAAAUAAACUUGCACAGAUAGACAUAGCUACGAAACAGUUAGACCUUGCAUUGCUCUCUUCUUCUUAUUAUUGUUAAUUUAUUGGACGAGGGGGAAAAAAACAGACUUUCUAAUGGUUGUAAAUGUGUAAAAAAAAAUAAAUAAUAACCUUACUGUUCUCCAAAAAUAAAAAUGCAACAAAAAAAGAGAUUGAACGGACCCAGGAUGCAGUGUUGGGGUUCCUCUGUUUAAUUCAUGAACCAAGCGAGACACUGGAACACAUGGACAGACAGUGACAGAACCUGGAGGGACUGACAUUUCUCAGUUUUUUUUUUCUGGUUACCAAAAGCACUUUAUUGAUCAAGAGGAGACGUGGACAGACCCUGAAGCAGACCUCUGGAGCAAGUCGGGAGACGUGAAUUUGGGGAAAGGGGUGGGGGGGGAAGAGACAGUUCCUUCCCUCCUCCCUCCCUCCCUCCCUCUCACACACACUGUGUUGCACUACUCCCUGAACAUUCUGCUUGCUUACUGAGUCAGUCUCUGGGACUAGAGAUGGAGCUGAGCCACAGAGAUCAUGGAAAAGCUGUUCUUCCGAAGGUCCCUAACGGUUGCAAGCGGUUGCAAACCCAAGCCUUCUGCACACAAACUCCCUUAAUAGACUGCGGAGGCCACUGAAAAUGAAAAACUGUGUGGUGCAUCUACAAGCCUUUUUAAAUCUGUCAUACUUGAGAAGUUACAAUAAUGACUAUUGUGUAAUAAUACGGCUGUUGUUUUUAUUGUUGUUAUUACUGUUGUUGUUAAUAUUAUCAUAUUCAUAUUUGUUGUUUUGCAGAGCGAGUGGGUAAUCUUUUGCUAAAUGUUUGCUAUAUGUAAAUAUUUUUGUAGCAUUGUAUGUUGUGCAUGUGAUUUCUUUUUUUUGAUUUUUUUUACAUUUUUUGCGUGUGUGUGUGAGAGAGAGAUUGCAUAGUAUCUGUAAUGCUAACUUUUACUGUAAUCAGUAUUAGGGUUUGGAGUAUGAUACAAGUAAAUCCAUAACAGGCAUGUCCAGAAGGAUAUCAUUAAAACAUGUUUAAGUGAAGAAA
Molecule: messenger RNA, 5124 nt
Organism: Acipenser ruthenus (sterlet)
Lineage: Eukaryota; Metazoa; Chordata; Actinopteri; Acipenseriformes; Acipenseridae
Product: serine/threonine-protein kinase ULK2-like
Exons: 28
Coding region: 572-3784 (1070 amino acids)
Biological process (GO): positive regulation of autophagy; protein autophosphorylation; autophagy
Cellular component (GO): autophagosome; cytoplasm
Molecular function (GO): protein serine/threonine kinase activity; ATP binding
Source: RefSeq, a predicted model, not a curated record